AUGUCACCAGACACUUCCAAGAUAGUCACUCCGACCCAUGCGGCCAGUGGCAUCGCCGUGGCGCGAUCACAGCCUGAUAGCGCAACCACCACGGUCACUUCGGACGUCUCUACAGGUAACGAGGCUUGUGGUAGCAUGCGUGGGCGGACGCUUGAACGCGCGCUAAAUCGAAAGCUCGACAUCGCGUUACUUCCCUUGCUGGCGGUCUUGUACCUUUUUAAUGGGCUAGAUCGUGGGAAUAUUGGAAAUGCGCAGACACAGGGCUUCACUGACGACAUUGGCGCGGCUCCGGAUGAUCUGAACCUCGCUGUUUCCAUGUUCUUCAUCACUUUCAUCUUGUUCCAGCCGCCGUCGGCUGCAUUUGGAAGAUGGGACUUGGCAUUGGGUGCUGACUCCAUUAUUAGAGGCUUCGAAGCCGGUUUCUACCCUACCGCCGUAGCAUACCUAUCGUCAUUCUACCCACGCUUUGACAUCGCGGUCAGGCUUGCCGUAUUCUACGGGCAAUAUGCCGUGGCCGGUGCAUUCUCUGGCUCCAUUGCUUAUGCAGUCUUCCACAUUCAAAACGGAUUCAUGGUCGACUGGCAAUAUUUAUUUAUUAUUGAGGGAGCUGCGACGUGCGUCUUUGCUCUUAUCGCUUGGUGCUGGCUACCGGCUGGGCCAGGGACAGCCUGGGUCCUUGGCAAAGAUGAACAAAUCCAUGCAGUCACACGGAUCCAUUUUGAAAAUGCACUCUACGUUGAACACGAGUACGCGAGAAAUGGUAUAGAGAGGGAUCGCCUAAGCAGGCGGGAUGUUGUGGAGACAAUGAAAGAUUGGAAGCUGUGGUAUGUACUUGUCUGUAACAUAUGCACCAGUGUGCCAAACCAGGCAUUUUCAGUAUUCCUCCCUCUAGUUGUCCAAGGACUAGGCUACUCAUCCAUUCAAGCAAACCUAAUGUCCGUACCACCAUAUGUCUGCGGCGCUGUUGGCCUUUACUCCUUUGCCCUCAGCUCCGAUCGCAGAAUGGAGAGAGGAUAUCAUAUCGUCAUUGGAAUACUUAUUGGCAUGAUCGGCUUGGUGACGGUGUUCUUGGCAAACUCAUCUCGGGCCAAAUACGCCGGACUGUGUGUUUUUCUUUUCGGCAGCUACAUAUCUACACCCCUGACGGCUGCUUGGUUGAUCGAUAACACACCGGAGCCGGGGAAGCGUUCACUUGUCCUCGGCAUGAAUGGGUUUGGCAAUCUUGCCGGUGUGAUUGGAGCUCAAAUAUUUCGACGAGAAUAUGCACCAGACUACCAGCUGCCCUUCCGCAUUACACUCGGCUUUGUUGCCGCUGCGCUUGCUGGCUACUUAUCGUACCGAUCCACACUGGCAUCCAUGAACCGCGGCCGGGCGCGGAUUCGACAGCUGAAGACAAGCAGCGAAGUUGAUAGAGAGCGAACCGACCCGACCAGAUAUGCUGACAAAAAAUGGACAUUCACAUACGGACUGUAG
This is a messenger RNA of Neoarthrinium moseri, 1473 nucleotides long. RefSeq lists its product as uncharacterized. The record is from RefSeq and is a predicted model, not a curated record. The transcript has 8 exons. Gene Ontology annotation, biological process: transmembrane transport. Gene Ontology annotation, cellular component: membrane. Bases 1 to 1473 code for a protein of 490 amino acids. Gene Ontology annotation, molecular function: transmembrane transporter activity. NCBI's taxonomy places the organism in Eukaryota, Fungi, Ascomycota, Sordariomycetes, Amphisphaeriales, Apiosporaceae.